Molecule: messenger RNA, 519 nt
Organism: Mercenaria mercenaria
Lineage: Eukaryota; Metazoa; Mollusca; Bivalvia; Venerida; Veneridae
Product: fatty acid-binding protein 12-like
Exons: 4
Coding region: 1-519 (172 amino acids)
Biological process (GO): fatty acid transport
Cellular component (GO): nucleus; cytosol
Molecular function (GO): fatty acid binding
Source: RefSeq, a predicted model, not a curated record
AUGGCAGAGGAAGUAGCUAGGGAGCUAGGUGGUACCUGGGUACUAGAGAGAAGUGAAAAUGUUAUAGAGUACCUGACAGAGUUGGGAGUUGGAGCUUGUGAACGCAAGUCAUUCGCAGACGACACCGCAACACAAACAAUUGACGUUACCGAUGACGUCAUACAUCUUGAGAUGAAAUACGGCAAGAGGCACAUCAAGAUGGAUUUCAAAUUAGGAGAAGAAUUUAUAAUCAACGCUGGAAAACCUAGCAAGGCGAGAGCGUCUUGGACUAAUGGUGCCCUGGUUAUUACAGUCCGGCGUGUUGGCUGUGGAAGACAACAGCAGAUAGAAAGAAAACGAAACGGUGACAAACUAAUUCAGAUGGCAUUAGACUUCACAGCGGGUUCUCUAGUUACAUACAUGAAAAUAAAAAGUACCAGUUUGAACACUGAUGCCAAUUGUCACUCCGAGAAACUGUCUGAAGACAAGCCAUUGCCAAAUACAGGUCCAGCCACAUGUAUACCCGUGAAAUUUUUAUAA